Quercus robur (English oak) is the source of this 785-nucleotide messenger RNA. RefSeq lists its product as uncharacterized. Lineage: Eukaryota; Viridiplantae; Streptophyta; Magnoliopsida; Fagales; Fagaceae. The coding region runs from base 3 to 785 and encodes 260 amino acids. Gene Ontology annotation, molecular function: zinc ion binding; nucleic acid binding. The transcript has 2 exons. The record is from RefSeq and is a predicted model, not a curated record.
UCAUGUAUGAGGUUGAUAAUGGUCGUGAGAGACAUGUGGUUGACUUGGCUAAGAAAGCAUGCAGCUGUAGGAUUUGGGAUUUGACAGGACUUCCUUGCAAACAUGGGAUCUCUGCUAUUGUUAAGAACCUGGAGAAAGUGGAGGACUAUGUGCAUCCUUGUUACUUAAAAGAGACAUUUGCUGAAACAUACAAAGAGAUAAUACAGCCAAUGCUUGGCCAGUCUGAGUGGGUUAAGACUAACCAACCUGCUCCUGUUGCUCCUCAUGUGUAUAAACCACCUGGCAGACCACCAAAGCAAAGAAAAAGAGAUCCUGAAGAGCCAAGGAACCCUUAUAGAGUUUCUAGGAUGAACAAGACAAUCAAGUGUGGGAAGUGCAAGAAAGAAGGACAUAAUGCAAGAGGGUGCAAGGCAGGCAUCACUGGUGAAACUCCAUGGCAGAGAAGAGAUAGACUUGCUAAAUCAACAGCUGCACAAGGCAGUAAAUCUACAAAAACAAAGCAGACUGCAACACCUCAAACUGCAUCUCAGCCACCAAGUACUAGAUCUCAGAGUGCAUACAGAGCUUUUGGUCAAACUGCAUCUCAACCUGCACCAAACAAUAGAUCUGAGGCUGCAACUCAACCUGCAACUAGAUCUAAGGCUAACUGGUUCUCUUCAUCCUCACAACCAAGCUUCCAUACCCCUAGAGAGACAUGGGAUUCUUUACCAUCUCAGGCACCUCUGGCUUGUUCUAUUUUGUUUAUUUUUUUCCUCUUACUUACUAUUGUUGGAUCAUCUUGCUAA